AUGGUCCACCUUACAACCUUUCUCUGCAAAUCGUGCCAUGGGGGCCACCUAACCAUCUGCCUCGCCUUGGGUGGCUGCACCAACCGGCUCUUUUACCGCAUCGUGGCUGCUCACAACAAGUGCCCCAGGGAUGGUCGCUUUGUGGAGCAGUUGGGCUCCUACGAUCCGCUGCUCAACAGUAAUGGAGAAAAACUGGUUGCCCUCAACCUGGACCGGAUCCGGCAUUGGAUUGGCUGUGGGGCUCACCUCUCUAAGCCUAUGGAGAAACUUCUGGGUCUUUCUGGCUUUUACUCCCUGCAUCCGAUGAUGAUUACAAAUGCUGAGAGACUUCGGAGGAAGAGAGCUCAAGAAGUCCUCUUAGCGUCCCAGAAAACAGAAUCGGAGCCUGGAGAAACAGAAGCAAGCUGACGUCAGUGCACACAGUUGUGGCUGCAAGGUCAAGGGGCCUUCACAGUUCUUGUGCAGAGCUUUGUGUUGGGUUUGAGGAUCAAUAAAUGGAGGUUUU
Arvicola amphibius (Eurasian water vole) is the source of this 505-nucleotide messenger RNA. Its product is annotated as 28S ribosomal protein S16, mitochondrial-like. The transcript has a single exon. Gene Ontology annotation, biological process: mitochondrial translation. Gene Ontology annotation, cellular component: ribosome; mitochondrial small ribosomal subunit. The record is from RefSeq and is a predicted model, not a curated record. NCBI's taxonomy places the organism in Eukaryota, Metazoa, Chordata, Mammalia, Rodentia, Cricetidae. Bases 1 to 408 code for a protein of 135 amino acids. Gene Ontology annotation, molecular function: structural constituent of ribosome.